CACUCCAAGGAAAACAAUACAAUAUGAUCAUUUCUUUUUUUCUUCUCGAAACAUGAUCAUUAAACAUCAUUUUUUAAAUAGAAAGAACAUUAAUUCCUGUUUCAUGAUCAAAAAAAGCACACAAUUGUUUCAUUAAUCUCUCUGAGUGUUAUUUAUGCAAGAGGUGAUUGAGUGAUGGCUGCAGCCGAAGCAAGGGCGGUUUGGCAACGAACUGCAAAUAGAUAUAUCAUUCAGGAAGAUGCAAAAAGAGCUCCUAAGUUGGCAUGUUGUCCAUCAAGUUCAUCUUUGAUAUCUAAAGUAGACACAAAACAAGAUAUCACUACAUAUGUGUAUGAUGGUUUCCUCCUUCAGGAUGACAAAUCUUUUUAUUCGAAUCUCUCUGGUGAAUCCAUAUGGUGGCUUCAAUCGCAGCCAGAUUAUAUACAUCAAAGGGGUUUGAGCUUGACUGGUGAACAAGUUAGUGCGUUAGAGGGUCCAGAAUCUCAUCAAUUUGUCGAAAAUCAAGAUGUUUGUAGUAUAAAUUCGGGUUCAAAAGAGUCUUAUGAGUUUGUAGACAUGGGUUCUGUUGAAAUUCCUUGGUUGCAAAAGGCUGAAAAAGAUCAUUUUGAUCCACUUUUUCCGAUUAAGUCUCAUGAUUUUAUCAAAAACUGUGAUCUUUCUAAGCCUAUGCAGAAGGGUUUGAUUUCAAAGCAACAAAAAAUCAAAUGUUGUCAAAAUGGCAUUUCACAAGUUCAAGUGCAGCGUGUUGAAAGCAAGCCCGUCAGUGAAAUUGACUCGAGCAAGUCAAUGAUAUUAAAAGCCCUAUGUCAUUCUCAAACACGUGCACGAGAAGCAGAAAAUGCAGCCAAACAAGCAUAUGCAGAGAAAGAGCAUGUAAUCAAGCUCCUAUUUAGGCAAGCAUCACAAUUGUUUGCAUACAGGCAAUGGGUCUAUCUUCUACAGCUUGAAAACCUUUGUUACCAAAUGAAGAGUAAAACUAGCAAUCCAAUGCCUUCCAAAAGUGGAAAACUACACAAGAAUUUGAAGAAGGCGGCACCUUCAAAGAGAAAAAGAUCACUAACUAGACGUGGGUUUGGGCUAUAUGAACAUGAUAUAAGAAAAUAUGCUGUUGUUUUUGUUAUGGGUUUGGGGAUAGUUAGUGCUGGUUUGCUUCUUGGGUGGACAGUUGGAUGGAUGUUGAUUUAGUGCUCAAAGAUAGUGUACAAAGUUAGGUUCUUUAAUAGGCAUACAUGUAUAGUUGUUUCAUCUUUCGGGUCAAUUUCAAGAUUGGGUCAGUUGAUUAUCAAUGCUUUGGUUAGGUUCAUUCAUGUCCAUAUUUUUCAUUCUUUAGUAAGGAUUGUGUUUUUAUCUGAACUUGGGGGAAAUGAAUUUGUGAAGUCUUCUAUUGUGUUUA
Messenger RNA from Erigeron canadensis, 1393 nucleotides. RefSeq lists its product as uncharacterized. The transcript is spliced from 2 exons. The record is from RefSeq and is a predicted model, not a curated record. Lineage: Eukaryota; Viridiplantae; Streptophyta; Magnoliopsida; Asterales; Asteraceae. The coding region runs from base 175 to 1185 and encodes 336 amino acids.